This is a messenger RNA of Trematomus bernacchii (emerald rockcod), 828 nucleotides long. It is a transcript of the gene ch25hl1.1, whose product is annotated as cholesterol 25-hydroxylase like 1, tandem duplicate 1. The record is from RefSeq and is a predicted model, not a curated record. The transcript has a single exon. Gene Ontology annotation, molecular function: C-4 methylsterol oxidase activity; iron ion binding; steroid hydroxylase activity. The coding region runs from base 1 to 828 and encodes 275 amino acids. Gene Ontology annotation, biological process: cholesterol metabolic process; sterol biosynthetic process. NCBI's taxonomy places the organism in Eukaryota, Metazoa, Chordata, Actinopteri, Perciformes, Nototheniidae.
AUGUUGAACAUCAGUGAGAUGCUGCUCCAGCCCCAUCAGGGCGACCGUGUUCUGCAGCCACUCUGGAAUUAUUUGCUUUUCCGACAUCUGCCUCUCAUCUCUUCUCCAUUUUUCCCUGUCCUGCUCGCCGCCUCCUGCUAUUUCAUCUGCAGCAUACCUUUUGCUGCACUGGACCUCUUGGGAGAAAGAGUGCCUUUGUUCUAUCAGUACAAGAUCCAAGCAGGCAGGCAGCCAACAGUGGGAAUGAUGCUCAAGAGCUUAAUGACAGCGCUUUAUAACCACAUAUUCUUUGUUCUGCCAGCUGUAAUAAUGACCAUGUGCAUACUGCCUACACCAAUACUGCCCCAGGAUGCUCCUACCCUGUAUGAGGUAUUCAUUGACGGACUGGCAAUACUUCUCCUUUUUGACACACAGUACUACAUUUGGCAUUUCGUACAUCACAAGCAACCGCAGCUUUACAGGUGGAUUCAUUCAGUCCACCAUGAAUACAUGGCACCUUUCUCGUGGUCCACUGAGCACCUUAGCCCCUCAGAACUGAUGACAGUCGGACUCUGGAGCAACCAGGACCCCCUUAUUCUGAAAUGCCACCCAUUGACCGCAUGGUGUGUCACAGUUUUCAGUAUCUGGAUGUCUGUGGAGGACCACAUAGGCUAUGACCUGCCAUGGAGUCUCAACCACCUCGUGCCUUUUGGUCUGCUGGGGGGGGCACCGGCUCACGACAUGCACCACCAGAAGCCGAACAGCAACUACGCUCCUUUCUUCAGCCACUGGGACAGACUCUUUGGCACCGCUGUUGCUUUGGAGAAAAAGACUCUGAAAGUUCUGUAA